GUGAGUACGGGUAUGUAAACUCUCUGUGCUAGUGGGAAUACUGACUUUUCUCUGGUGGGUUUUCUCUCCCCUUCAACCAGGUGAAUGGGUUGGAAAUGGAGGUCUUUAAAGUGAGCACCUAUUUUAAGCAGGCUUGGUCUGUAACGAUUAUCGACACCGUUGUCGGCUGUCCAACUGGUGGACUUCACUUUACCAAGGAAGUCAUCACAUGGUACAUGCCCCAAUACAUCACUCCUCUGAUGACUGAUCCUCGGUAUCAAAUCCUCGAAAUGCACAUGGGUAUUGACGGAAAGAGGAUCAAUCAUGCUUUGAUGGAAGCUAGGGGCUAUACCUUGAUUAUAAAGGAACUCCAAAUUAUAAUUUCCUUGCCUGUCGGUGGACCAGACGGCUAUUAUAAGAGCGUUGUGUUGGAUAAUGGGUACCACGUCACUUACAGUAUCGAACCCAUGCUUGAAAUGCUGUGGCUAGAGAAGUCCGAGAUCACCAGAUACAAAGUCCAUUAUCCUAUCGUCACGCCACCAGAGCCUCGGCCGCCCCGCGUCACAAACAAUACUGUUGCAGACUCGGAGGUGUUUAAUAUCAUGCUGGGUUUCUUCCUCCCCGAUGUGGAGCUGCUGAAUGUCACCCUCUCAACUAGAGUGAUGAGUGUGGAUGAGGCCAAUGCAGUUGGAUUUAACGUGCAGGAACACUUAUUUAAUAACGGCUCCAAGGCUUUCAGCAUCGAGGUCCCCUUCUCCGAUCCUGCUGUCCUGAGAACCAACGUCAACCCGAUGAACAUCAUCUAUCGUCUCUCCGUGACCUUUGGUUUGUUAGUCCUUCCUGAAUACACUCCAUUUUCUCACUCUGCUUUAGUGGAAGCUACUCGUGAGGACCACACGAUGCUUACUAUGAACGGAUUCUGCGAUGAGAAGAACUUCUUCAUCAUGAUUGGACACCGGGGCCAAGGCAUAAACUUUCACAUAACGGUCGGCAAGCGUGAGCUCUCGGCUGACCUCUAUGCGGAGUACGGUGUUGAGAAAAACAGCUGUCAUAUGAAUAUGACCGUGCCUUUCCUGGCGCAAGAUGUCGUUUUUGAGAGGGCCGAUCAGUCGUCACUGAGGGCUCGUGUUGAUGUAGUAAUAUCAUACAACAACUGGCAAUUUCAAAACUUCUCCUUGGCUUGCUCCUUUUCCUUGGUCAUGACUGAAUGUUUCGCAAACGGAUCCAUAACCGCGCUCGUUGUCAAGGUGGAAGCAGCAACCCAGAUGAUCCCAAGCCAGUUAACGCUGAGGGAUCCUUCGUGUAAACCCACCUUCAGCAACAACCGCUUUGCCUACUUCUCCUUUAACGCAAGCAGCUGUCAAACCACCAGAAAGUUCCACGAUGGCAUCAUGACCUAUCGGAACAAAGUCUCGAUGGGCAACAGGACAGAUGUUGCCCAGCUGUUGCAAAACACCACAAACCAUGUUCCAGAAUAUGGUGUGAUGGUGGUCUGCAACUACAAGCUAACCGAAACACUGGCUAUGAUGUUCUCCACUGUGCCGCAAGCAAGAGGACUUCAUGCAGCUCCUGGUUUAGGAGAACUGCAUGUCAGGAUGAGGCUUGCUAGAGACGCCUCUUACGAUGCCUUCUACGUGGACGAGGACUACCCGGUGGUACAGUAUCUAAGGCACCCUCUAUACUUUGAGGUACAGCUGAUGCAGUCCGUUGACCCGCGAAUAGAGCUGGUCCUGGAGAACUGCUGGGCUUCGACUAAUCACGGAGGCUCCGUGUUGAGCUGGGAUCUCAUCGUGAACGGCUGCGCGAAUCCGGCCGACCGUUACCAGAUCGUGUUCUAUCCGGUCGUGCCCGACGCCCGGGUUCGGUACCCGAGCCACGUGAGGCGCUUCAAAAUCGAGAUGUUUACUUUCGUCAAAGACGACGUGCCUCUUCAUGAACAGAUCAGUGUCCACUGUGAAACUGUGCUGUGUGACGUCCACCAGACUGACGGGCUCUGCAAUGCGUAUUGUCCGUUGUCUAAGACUGAAAAUGUAAAAAGAGGACGCAGGAACAUGGGACAGCACAGGAUGUGGGUCUCGUCUGGGAAAAUUUCCCUCUCCGGCUUGUAGCUCAGAUGUGAAUAAAGUUUGGACUUUUUAAA
Messenger RNA from Ictalurus furcatus (blue catfish), 2119 nucleotides. It is a transcript of the gene zpax1, whose product is annotated as zona pellucida protein AX 1. The record is from RefSeq and is a predicted model, not a curated record. The transcript has 14 exons. The coding region runs from base 96 to 2087 and encodes 663 amino acids. Lineage: Eukaryota; Metazoa; Chordata; Actinopteri; Siluriformes; Ictaluridae.